Messenger RNA from Nicotiana attenuata, 369 nucleotides. Its product is annotated as cysteine proteinase inhibitor 4-like. The transcript has a single exon. The record is from RefSeq and is a predicted model, not a curated record. Gene Ontology annotation, molecular function: cysteine-type endopeptidase inhibitor activity. NCBI's taxonomy places the organism in Eukaryota, Viridiplantae, Streptophyta, Magnoliopsida, Solanales, Solanaceae. Bases 1 to 369 code for a protein of 122 amino acids.
AUGGCCCAACAAUUUAACUUUCUCCUCCUCUCAUGUCUCUCAGUCAUUGUUGUUGUUCCUUCUUUCUUUCAUGUCUCCUCCGCAAAGAGUGGCUUGAGACAUAAUAUUCUUGAUAGUGAGCAGCCCAUAAAAAAUCCAAAUGACCCUACAGUUGUGGGAAUCGCAACAUUUGCUGUGAAUGAGCACAAUAAGGAGUCUAAAAGCAACUUUCAACUUGUAAGAGUGAUGGCAGGAGGAACUGAUGUAAUUCCUGACGGAACUGUUUAUCAACUGGAAAUCAGUGCUAGUGAAUCAAAUGUUAUCACAACCCGUCUUGUGGCUGUUUUGGUGCAUCCAAACAAUGUUAAAGAACUUCUUUCCUUUGAAUGA